Molecule: messenger RNA, 1941 nt
Organism: Gryllus bimaculatus (two-spotted cricket)
Lineage: Eukaryota; Metazoa; Arthropoda; Insecta; Orthoptera; Gryllidae
Source: the annotation of a GenBank genome assembly
GCAGAGGCGCCACGGCCGCUGCCUCCGCCGGCGCCGCCCAGCGCGCGCCUGGAGCGCCUGGAGGGCGGCGCCACGGCCGAGGGCGUGGACUUCGAGCGGAAGGUGGCGGGGCUGGCGGCGCUGCGGUCGCGCCGGCUGGGCGCGCGCUUCCAGGUCUUCUCCAACGUGGCUGUCGCGCUCCCGUUCGACGACGUGGUGCUGCGCAUCCCGCCCGCCACGUACUUCCUGCAGCUCAAACACACCGGCACCAGGCCGCUCUCCCUCAAGACUUUCACGUCGAGUAAGAACUUCCAUUUGAAGAAAUACUUCGAGUUCUUCCUGAAGCUGCGUGACUGGCACCAGAAGAAGCUGAAUCCGCAGGAGGCUCUGGAUGACGGGCAACGCCUCCUGUGCGAGGGGCCGAUGGAGCACUGCCGCUUCGUCAUCUUCACCACGCAAAAGCGCUGGAUGAGAGCUUCGACUUGCUCUGCCGACGACGAGGACGUCCACAAGAUGGCGCGCGAAAUUCUGGACACCGGGGAAACUCACGACUGCGUCAUUCGAUUCACUCAGAACGACAGAAAGGUAUGGAACUUACUGAAAGGGGAUGCUAAUGAAGCUAUCUAUCAAAAUGAAUUCCUCCCAAAGCUGCUCAUAUAUUGCGAGCAGACAGAGUCCGGCCACCUUGACAGUUCAAUCAAGCGCGAAAUCAAGACCUUGUUGGGCGACCCCCUCCUGCAGCUCGACCUGCUCACCUUCCACUUCCUGGACUUCCUCAAGGAGUGGAUGCGGGACGACGCAAAGGACUUCUGCCUGACGGAGGACUCGGCCGAGGUGGAGUGGUACCUGGCGGAGCACCUGCGGGGACUGGCGCGGAAGGCGUGUGCCCUGGAGCUCCUGCAGUUUCAGGACUCGCACUGGGGACCCCUGCGGGAAGCUCUGCAAAGGGAAGGCGCCCUAGCCCUGCAGGUGGCGGGCGUGGCCGCGGGCGCGCGGGCCGCCAAGCUGCUGGGCCUCCUGGACGCCGAGCACCAGGGCGCGUGGGUGUACGUGAACGGCCACGUCCUCAGCCAGUGCGACGCCAAGGCGCUCAAGGCCGUUUGCUGUGCCCGCCACUGCCGGGUACUCGUAGUGGAUGUUGAUCAUCUUUCCAAGAAACUGAACAAUUUGCUGCUGUCGGUCGCCACCGCCGUGAAAAUCGUUAGCCUCGGGAAAGUGGAUUUGGAACUUCCUGAUGUCACGAGGCACCAAGAAGAGUUGAAGUUCUCUUAUUUGACUUUAAACGCCCAAAAUGAACUUCUUGAAAGGAACGUGUCUUUUCAAGGCCAGGCCGUGAGGCUGCGCGAGCUGGAGGGGGCGUGGCCCGGCCUGCGGGAGGAGGCGGACGGCGCGCUGCUGGGCGCUGUGGCGCUGGGCGAGGCGGCGCUGGGCGUCCCCUUACCGCUGAUGGGCGGGGACGACGAGGCGGAGGAGCGCCUUUACAUCCCGCGCCACGUCCAGCACUUGAGCGAACUUGACCCUGCCGUGUUGGGAAUGGACUUUCCUGACGACCACCUCGCCCUCGAAGGCAUCCCGCAAACCCUUUUAGAGGAAUUAGGUCGCAAAAUCGGUUGGUCGUGCAAGGAAAUGAACGAUAGGUGGACUACAUUGGACAGCGAUUCUCCUGCAAAGAUGGAAAAGGCCUUUGGCGCCCUGUGCUCCAAGCAAAGCUCGAAAAACACGCUGGUGUGGCGGCGCACGCGGGGGCGCGGGGACGCCCUGGCGCCGCUGGUGCGGCCGGCGACGCCCGCGUGCGCGCGCGCGCCCAAGUGCGUGCACGACGCGCCUCGCGCGCCGGCCGACGUGGCCGCGUGGGGCAGGCGCGCGUCGCUGCUCGUGGGCGGGCCCGGCGCGGGCAAGACCUCCUUCCUGCUGCGGGCGGCGGCGGAGGCGCGGCGGCGCGCACCCGCCCGCUGGACCCUC